GUGCACAUCGCCUUAACGCAGCGCGCGACUUCGACCGACAUUUUCCGGCGCUCCCCUCCCGUCCCCAUCACUCCCGAAACGUGUCGCUUCCGAACGGAUCUCUCCAGCCCAAAAGAUCUCAUAUUCUUUUGCUUUUAACCCGGACAGGAAACGUCAAAAGAAAAAAGGAAAUGGGAAAUUAGGAUUCAUAGUAAAUCUUCUGUUGGAAAUGCAAAGCGACCCGAACGGGAAAGAAAGGGACGGCAGGGAGCCACAGCCAACCCCCCUCCCCAUUUAUUUAUUCUUGUUCCUGUGGACGGUUAUGGGGAGCUGAAUGUUCUCCUCCUUCUUCCGCCGCAGACUCGCCCAUUUGGUGGCCCUGAAAUUCUCUCCUUAAAUUUCGCUGUCUGCAAGUGGAGAGUCCACUUCGUUCCCGGGGAAUAAGUAGAAUGAAUUGUAAUGGAGAAAGGGACGAGGGGCUUGAGAGUCACUCCUGACUUUGCUUGCGAUCGAGGAGAAAAAGAAAAGAAAUGAGGAAAGGAACGAGCGCGGAGGUUGAUUGAACUGAUGGGUACCCGGGGACUGUCUUUCUUGAAAGCCCAUCUGAAUUUGGUUGGUACAGGAUUGCUGAACCGGUUCCUGCAGGGAAACAUGCCCGGGGUCGUGACCUCUUUCUGGGUUUUGCUCUGCAACUUCCUGUUCUUCGUCUUUGGAUCAGUGGACAGAUGCUUCUCCAGAUUUCAAGCAGCCGAAAAAUCUGAGAAGAAUGAUGAAAGUUCCUGUUUCGCUGGUUCACAUGAAGAUGAUGGGACGGAUUCGGAGGGCAGAGAGAUUGAAAACAGAGGACACAAGGAAGACGUUAUUGGAAGCGAUGGAGGCGAAGAGGGCUCUGUUUUUGUGGAAACCGCGUCGAGCAAGUAUCAGUUCUGCACUGGGAGAGACAUCAGUGCAUUUGUGGAGCAACCAAAACUCGUGAGAUUCACUGUCCAAGAGGUGUUCGAGGGUUCAAGCGAUGAUUACACGAUCCAUGGUAAAGAUCUCGUUGCUGAGCUUUGUGUCGGCAAUGAGUUUGGUGAAGAGGAGACUGAAGCUCAAGAGCCAACAGAGGAUUCUCUUGAGAAAGAUGGCUCUGUUCAAAGCAUUGCAAUGGAUAAAGUCCUUGAUAACAGGGUAAGGGAACCAUUGAUGGAUCAUCAGCUUAGCGAAAAGGCAGAGAUUCUUGAAUCAGAAGAUGAGUUUUUGGAUGAUGAUGCUUUUCUUGGUGAAGAGGAAAUGAUUUUGGAUGAUCUCUCGUCUCAAGCUGAUCUAGAGUUAGAAUCGGUUUGCUCAGAUGAUGGAAUUGUUUUUGGGACUGAUUCAGCCAGUACUUUCCAUGCCCAUGAACAACAGCACCUGGAAAAUUGCACGGUCAAUGCUGGCGAUGAAAGAAUUCCAAGUUCCGAAGAAGAUGAAAUGCUCAGUGAAACUACAUUAGACCCCGAAGCGGCCUUCGUCGCAAAUCAAUCUAGUGAUAGUGAAUCGGAAUCUGAUGAUGACCUCAUAGACGUCCAGUUGCAGAAACUGAAUUUCUCCCACACAAAUAAGUCGUCCUGCAAAAAUUCGGUCGAGGACAAUCACAACAGGGAAAGUCUGGCGUCCGACGACAUGGAACUGAUGAUGGCUAAUUCAGAAAAUUCCCAGGAACUUGGGCAGUUUCAAGAGAAUUCGUCAGCAUUGGAUUCUGAUGAUAAUUGGGACUGGGAGCAUGAUGACAUAAUAGAGCAGCUGAAGAUGGAGCUUAAAAAUGUGAGGACCGGAGGACUUCCCACGAUCUUAGAAGAAUCUGAAACGGACUCUCCGAUGAUAGGGGGCGACGAUGAUCUCAAGCUGAAGCCGCUGAAGAUCGAUCAGAAGCUCGAGCACAAAGAUCUGCUUCAGGAGAUUCAGAAAGUGCACAAGAACUAUGCCGAGAAAAUGCGGAAACUGGACAUCUUGAACUACCAGACUCUACACGCUAUCGGGCUGCUCCAACUGAAGGAUCCGCUCAACUCAAACACAAACCGUAAAGCUCUCCUCUCGCAGAGCUGGACAAAUAGACUGAGGAGGCCCAAGAUCGACUCCGUGGCGGAGUCCAAGGUCGCAUUACACGGCGACCUCGAAAUGGUUUAUGUAGGACACGCCUGCCUCUCGUGGGAGAUUCUCCAGUGGCAGUACGGGAAGGCCCGGGAGAUGAGAGAGGUCGAUCAUGGAGGGUUCCGCCGUUACAAUCAAGUAGCCGGCGAGUUCCAACUGCUUCGAGUGCUUCUCCAGAGAUUUAUAGAAGACGAGCCAUUUCAAGGGCCGAGGAUCGAGUAUUACGUCAAGAACAGAUGCGUCCUGCGUGGCCUCCUCCAGGUGCCGGCCAUAAGAGACGACAGCUCCAGGGAGAACAAGGGAAAAGUGGCCGACGAGAAUGCCAUCUCAAUAGAGACGCUGGUAGAGACCAUCGAGGAAUCUAUGCGAGUUUUUUGGGACUUUAUCCGUGCCGAUAGAUACGAACUUGACGUAGGUUCAAAGCAAAGUCAGCUCGACCAACAAGACUCGGCAGAUUCGGUACUUAUGACGGCUCUCAGGACUCAACUCCAAAAGAAGGAAAGAAGGCUCAAGGACAUAGUGAGGAGCGGAAACUGCAUAGUGAAGAGGUUCCAGAAACCUCGGGACCGGCUGGAUCUCGCGAUUCUGUUCGCUCAGGUCGAACUGAGAUUGGUCUCGAGGGUUCUGAGCAUGCGGAAGGUCACGAGGGAUCAGUUAGCAUGGUGCCACAAUAAGUUGGACAGGAUCAACAUCAUUAGUAGGAAGGUAUACGUAGAGCCGUCUUUUUUGCUCUUCCCGUGUUGAGAGCGGAGGGGCCAGGUUUCCGCGGCGGAGUUUUUGCUCGCAAACGGCAACAUCUUACAGAAAACAGGAUUAGGAACAUAGGGUGAGACUGGAUUGCUGUGCUGCUGGUAGCUAUUUGGUUUCCCAUCAGGAUGUAUUUUGCAUGUUCCCUGGGGUGCGCACAUGCAUCUUUCUCACACACUCUUGUGUAAUAGUUGUGAUGUAUGUAGAUAUAAUAAGAUGCCAAACCCUAAUACAAAGCUGGAGGAGAAAGGGGAGUGCUGUUAUGAGAGACUAAUCCUUUUGUUCUCUGCAUUUUUGCGCCAUGGUCGAGUGGUCGUCUCGUGCCGUGUCUAGAACUUGUCAUCCGGGGCCGCCCCUCGAAUAUGAAAAGAUGGAAUAAGAAUGGAAGAAUCAGGAUGA
Molecule: messenger RNA, 3237 nt
Organism: Eucalyptus grandis
Lineage: Eukaryota; Viridiplantae; Streptophyta; Magnoliopsida; Myrtales; Myrtaceae
Exons: 5
Coding region: 547-2835 (762 amino acids)
Source: RefSeq, a predicted model, not a curated record